Bactrocera oleae (olive fruit fly) is the source of this 1247-nucleotide messenger RNA. RefSeq names its product Myosin light chain cytoplasmic (gene Mlc-c). Lineage: Eukaryota; Metazoa; Arthropoda; Insecta; Diptera; Tephritidae. The record is from RefSeq and is a predicted model, not a curated record. Gene Ontology annotation, cellular component: myosin II complex. Gene Ontology annotation, molecular function: calcium ion binding; myosin heavy chain binding.
UAUAUAUAUAUAUAUAUAAUACAUACAUAUGUACAUAUAUACUAUACGAAUUUAUUUUUUGGUAUUGCACGUUACUUUUAUUCUGUGCAUUCAACAGCAGUCAGCCUAUACACAAGCGCGCAAGUUCACCUUCAAUACUUUUGCGGUGGCACAUCACUAAACCACUUUUGCGCAAUUCAGUCGUCGGUUGGCAUAUCAUGCAACACAUUGCUUUGAUAUUGCAAAGUUUUAUUGAUUAUACCUAACAAAUCGAUUUAGUGUUAUAUAUAAUAAUUAAAUUGUGUUUGGUUUCUUGUUGCCACUAUUUACAAUGUAUAUCUACGAGCCACCAACUAAAAACUCGUUUACCACUGUGGAAGAAUUCCAAGAAGCCUUCAAUCUCUUCGACAAUCGUGGUGAUGGCAAAAUUCAAUUGAGUCAAGUGGGUGAGUGCCUGCGUGCGCUCGGUCAAAACCCCACCGAAUCGGAUGUGAAGAAGUGCACACAUCAAUUGAAGCCGGAUGAACGCAUUAGCUUCGAAGUUUUUCUACCCAUCUACCAGGCGAUUUCAAAGGCGCGUUCUGGUGACACUGCUGACGAUUUUAUUGAAGGUCUCCGUCAUUUCGACAAGGAUGCCAGCGGUUUCAUUUCAUCAGCUGAACUGAGACAUUUACUAACCACAUUAGGUGAGAAACUGACCGAUGAAGAGGUCGAACAGCUAAUGACCAACCAAGAGGAUACACAGGGCAAUGUGAAUUAUGAAGAAUUUGUGCGUAUGGUCAUGAAUGGUUAAGUGAAAGUGUCGUUGUUGUAAUAGUGGCCUGCAUUUAAGUAAUUAAAAGUAAUAUAUAUAUAUAAUGAACAAGUUUAUAAUUCCCUUUACAUGCCUACCUGUUUCAAUAAUAAUUAAAUAAAAUCGCUUAUUAACAAGAAAUUAAAAACAAAGUAAAUUAAAUUAAAAAGUAAAUAUUUAUAUGAAACCGAAAGUAUUCCGCAUGCAUAUGAACAUACAUAUGCUGCCAAUUCGAGAAUUUUUUGUGAACUAAUUUUUAUACAUUCAUAUACUAUAUUAAAUUGUAUUGUUAUUGAUGCGCAAUGUAGCUCUUUAAUAUGUUCGAACUUGCUUGCUACAUGCAUCAAGGCAACAUUUGCAUAUCCCACUAUAUUAAAGAUACGAACACCUAAGUUUAUAACGGCGUAUUAUUACUUAUGUAUGUUUAACAAUAAAAACAUUCAACUAAUUUUUAUAAAAAAAUUUUAAAUGGAAA